This is a messenger RNA of Colletotrichum higginsianum IMI 349063, 294 nucleotides long. RefSeq lists its product as uncharacterized. The coding region runs from base 1 to 294 and encodes 97 amino acids. NCBI's taxonomy places the organism in Eukaryota, Fungi, Ascomycota, Sordariomycetes, Glomerellales, Glomerellaceae. The record is from RefSeq and is a predicted model, not a curated record. The transcript has 2 exons.
AUGCGAGUAGUGAGCGUACUUCUGCGCGACGAUUCUGCAGGUAUGCCCCCGCCCCCACCCCUUUGCAGCACAAGUAGCCGCUUGUUUUCCAUCUUCCUGGAGAACUUGUCCGUCAUUAACCCUGGCAGGUUUGGAUCCUUUGGACUUACAGCUGUGGGUAUGUAUGCCAUCUAUACGUCUGAUGGUGGUACGGAAGAUCAUUCCACAUCUGUGGCCACGAUCAGUCACCCGCGCCCCGCCGCUCAAAGAAAACAAAACCUCCCAGCCAAGCGUGGCCGGGCUCAAGACUCCUAG